This is a messenger RNA of Haliotis rufescens (red abalone), 2640 nucleotides long. RefSeq lists its product as uncharacterized. The transcript is spliced from 20 exons. Lineage: Eukaryota; Metazoa; Mollusca; Gastropoda; Lepetellida; Haliotidae. The record is from RefSeq and is a predicted model, not a curated record. Gene Ontology annotation, cellular component: membrane. The coding region runs from base 29 to 2401 and encodes 790 amino acids. Gene Ontology annotation, molecular function: calcium ion binding.
ACAUUGCUGUGCCGAGACAUCAGCUAAAAUGGCGUCUCUCCUCACAUUAGUGAGUAUCUUAAUCCGCAUCGUGUAUAGUAGCUCUCAGGCAGAUGGAGGCAUCAUGGAGAUCCACUAUCCAGACCUGAUCCUUGAGACGGAGCUUGAUGGAGACAUUAAUCUAGGGGCCGGGUCAGGCGGAAGCGUACACAUAUCCCCCGGGAUGGGAGGAACUGUGAUGUAUGGCAGCCUGGACCUCCUCGAGUUUGUCAGGAUCAUGCAGAGUUUCCCGCCAGUUUGGGGCACCCCGUCAGCUGUUGGUUUCUUCGGCAAAUACGACGGCGGAGACUUCGUGAAUGUGACGCUCAACGCCAAGGACCCAGAAGGUGACGAGUUGAUUUACACAGUCGUUGCUGGAGACCUUCCUCCUGGCAUCAUUCUUGACCCCCGAAAAGGUGUCAUCCGGGGUCUUGCUCCGGACGAGAACGCCCUCUAUGUUGUCACCAUCCGGGCAUUUGACAACCAGCACAAACACGCCGAUGCAAUCUUCCGGUUCGAAACUAGAGACACUGACAGGUGUUUGUUACGAGCGCCAUGCAAGAACGAUGGCGUCUGUGUCGACAUGAACGGCCUCUACCAGUGUCAUUGCGCCGGCAUCUUCGGUGGGAGGGACUGUGAACGAGAAUGUAAUGAAACCACCCUGGGUGUGGACGCCAACUCACAGUUCAUCCCGGACGCCCAGAUGUCCGCCUACCUCAGUCUGAACCAGAGUCUGGCCAGUGACGGGCGUCUGAACGGGAGGGGUUGGUGCGGCAGGGAGGCCUACUCGUGGCUACAGGUGGACUUGGGUGGCACCAGGUACGUCCAUCGAGUCGUCAUGCAAGGACCUUAUGCCAGCAACUAUGCAAUGCAAUACAGCGUUGACGGCCAGAGCUUCACCUACCACACCAACACGUCGACGUCAAAAUCGGUCAUUGUGUCCAUCCCAGGAGGAAAUGGUCUGGCCGACUACAUGCUCCCGGAAGUUAUCGAGGCCCGCUUCCUCCGCUUCCAGGCCGUCAGUUUCCAGGUGGGGUUCUAUCCCUGUCUCAAGGUGGACAUAUUCGGCUGUCAUCUAGUACAGAUGACAGCCCAGCAGUUCCACACGCAUGGCUGGCAGGAGCGACUUUUUCCAGUCUGUGGGAAGCAGUCUCACGAAGCGGGUCACCAGCGGAGUCGUCCUGCCAAGCGUUUAGCUCACCUAGAUCGAUCUGGAGCCAGGAGAGCUCCCCAGUUCCGCGCCAUCCCUUCCCCUCGAGCCUCCCGUCGGAAGCGUUAUACGUGGAGGAGUUACGCUCGUGUUACAAUCAUGGCGUCUUUAAUGUUGUUUGUGGCUGUCCUCUGCAAAGUGCUUCGUAUCGCUGGUACUGCUUUCUUUGAGGUCCAGUACCCCAGUGUCGUUCUGUCCGCAGAAAUUGGAGGAAAUGUCACCAUCAGAGCUGGGCCCGACAGCGGCAGCAUCUUCCUCAAGUCGUCCACAAGUGGCAGCAUCUACAUCGACGGCACCGACAUGAUGGCCAUUAUUGAAAUGCUGAACAGCCUCCCGCCCAUCUGGAGCGACAUGUCGGAACACGGGUCACUCGGGACCUUCCUGGGGGGAACUACCAUCUCCGUCAAAGUCACCGCACAGGAUCCAGAAGGAAAUACUAUCCAUUAUGACAAAGUAUCCGGGGCAUUUCCUCCAGGGGUAGUGCUGAACAAGGACACCGGUGACAUCUCUGGAGUCAUACCUGAUAUAGAUGCUGUGUAUGAAUUCGGCAUUCGGGCGACAGAUAAUCACGGGAAGCACGCCGAUCAGACGUUCACCAUCCUCACACGCGAGAAAAACCAGUGUCGUGCUAUUCCUUGUAAGAAUGGAGGUUCCUGCAUUGACGACAUCUCCGCCUACUCCUGCAACUGCCCCAAGGCCUACGGGGGCAAGGAUUGUCUGUUGGACUGUGUGAACAACGCCGUGGGUGUAGACAGCGGCCUCAUGCACAUCCCCGACGCCCAGAUGUCCGCCCACUACUCCCACGCCGACUAUGCCGCUUGGAACGGCCGUCUCCACGGCACUGGCUGGGUUGGAGAGCAAGUAUUCAACUCGUGGCUGCAGAUUGACCUUGGCUCUGUGAUGAGGUGGUUUGCCGUGACGAUGCAGGGGGCUGUCAGCUCAUCCUUCUACACCACCACAUACACCAUGACAUACAGCGAGGACGGCGACAACUUCCAAACUGUCAAGGAUGCCGCCCUUAACACUCUGAUAUUCAACGGCAGUACUCUGUACGACAUAGCGACGAAGACCGUCCUCCCAGUGCCUCUGCAGGCUCGCUAUGUCCGCUUCAUCCCGCAAACUUCUGCCACGAAUCCUGGCAUGAGAGUUGAGGUGUUCGCCUGCCCACAGUAACGCCGUGUUGGAGAUGUGCAGAUCUAUGAGGACGAUCAAUCACUUGAAUUUAGAAGAUGGAAGAUUGUAGUGUAGUCACACAUAUGAAGAUAAAUCGUAUCAGUGACUAAUUUAAAACGGGGCUGAACAUUGGCCAAAGUUUUACCAGGCUUAAAAGGAAACUGUUAAUCGGGCAUUGGCGCGUCACUUUCAAUCCUGUGUGUCAGUCAUUUUAAAUGCCAAUAAAAAAUAUGUCAUUA